Messenger RNA from Pollicipes pollicipes, 1886 nucleotides. RefSeq names its product UTP4 small subunit processome component l(3)72Dn (gene l(3)72Dn). Gene Ontology annotation, molecular function: RNA binding; protein binding. Lineage: Eukaryota; Metazoa; Arthropoda; Thecostraca; Pollicipedomorpha; Pollicipedidae. The transcript is spliced from 10 exons. Gene Ontology annotation, cellular component: small-subunit processome; 90S preribosome; t-UTP complex. Gene Ontology annotation, biological process: maturation of SSU-rRNA from tricistronic rRNA transcript (SSU-rRNA, 5.8S rRNA, LSU-rRNA). The record is from RefSeq and is a predicted model, not a curated record. The coding region runs from base 363 to 1811 and encodes 482 amino acids.
CAGCACGUGGCGCACGUGGAGGGGGGCUGCGGUGUGUCGCGGGAGAUGCGUGCGAGCGGGGAGAUAGAAAAGAAAAAACCAAGAGGCUGCAAUAAGCUUCUGUAUGAGAUAGAACAUGGUACUUUGACCCUAUUUGGAAACAUUAAUGUACACUAUCAAAUAUAUCAAGUCAUCUUUGAAGCAUACCAGAAAGUCACAGUGCCCAGUUGUAAACAUUGCCAUUGGUCUAUGAGUACACACUCAAGGCAGUCUCAAACAAGCCACCAGUAACUGUACCUGCAUUGUUGCAUAUCAGUAUAGUCUAGCUGAUAUAUAUCUGGCAUGCUGUUUGUUAAUGUCAAAUUGUGACCCUGGGCAUAGAAAUGCCUUCUUUCCACACACAUACAGUCAGGUUUUUUAUACCUGAACCCAAGGCAAUACAUUGUGGUGCCCUGAACAAUGACACCAAGAAGCUAGCCAUUUCCAGAUCGGACAACUCAGUUGAGCUGUGGGAUGUGGGCUGCGCACUGGCACUGCGUGGCGCGCCUGUGCUGCAGGCGCGCCUGCCGGCAGCGCCUGGUGCCAGCGUGGAGGCGCUGGCCUGGUGUGCCGGGCGCCUCUUCUCCACUGGCCUGCAUGGUCACCUGCUGGAGCAUGGCGGCCACGGCCUGGAGGCAACAGCCAGCACGGCAGUGAGCGGGGGUGCCGCCUGGUGCAUGGCAGCUGAGCCUAGCCGCCAUCAGCUGGCUGCUGGCACUGAGGAUGGCCAGGUGGUGCUGCACCGGCUCGGCGACGAGGGUCUCGUCUUUGAGAGGAAGCUCACCAAGCAGGAGCGCCGGAUCUUGAGUGUGGCCUGGCACCCGGACGGGCGACACCUGGCGGCCGGCUCCGUCAACACGGCGUGCCUGCACGACGUCGAGACGGGGGCGCUGCUGUCGCGCAUCGCCGUCGGCCGCCGGCCCGGCCGGCGCGAGACGCUCGUCUGGAGCGUGGCGUUGCUGUCCGACAUGACGCUCGUCACCGGCGACUCCAGGGGCCGCGUCUCGUUUUGGAACGGCCGGCUAGGCGCUCUGCACAUCUCUCUCAGCUCCCACAAGGCAGAUGUGCUGGCGGUGGCGGUCGGCGCCGGCGGCGACGCCGUGUUCGCCGCCGGCGUCGAUCCCACCAUUGCGCGCUUCGAUCGGGUGGUGGGCGCCCGCGGCGCCGCCGCCUCCUGGGUGCGCUCGACGCGCGUGCAGCUGCACGUGCGCGACGUGCGUGUGCUGAUCGGCGCCGACCGCUGGCUGAUCUCGGCAGGUGUGGACGCAGCUCUGGUGUUUGACAUGCAGGGAAGUAACAAGGACACCAUCCGGACGUCUCCGCUCCCACAGCUGGGCAACGUGCUGCCGGCGCCGGCGCUGCCCACGCGGCUGCGGCUGCACCGGCUGGACGUGUCUGGGCCGCGGCCCAGUCUGCAGCGCGUGCGCAGCCUGCCAGCGCCGGCCGCCGGCGCCGCCCACCAGCUACGGUUCACGCCCGACGCCGGCUGCGGGUGCGGCACCCGCGUGUUGCUGCACGAUGACAGCGGCGUAUGCGCGCUGGACGCGGCCGCCGGAGAGGAGGGCGGCUUGGACAAGAAGAGGGCCCGCUCCGCCAAGGGGCGCCGGAAGGUCACCGAGGUGGAUCAGCCGGCCGGGCCAGACAACAGCGUUGUUAUCACCGACAAGUACCGCCACCUGCUCUACCUGGGCAGCUUGGGAGAAGACCAGCUGCUGGCAGUGGAGGCCCCAGCCGCUCGUGUGGAAGAAAAGCUGCCGCCUGCGCUCCGGCGCAAGCGGUAUGGUGUGGCAUGAGCGUGCUGCAGACUGUACAUCAGCCAUCCACCAAUGCCUUGCUGCGACUGCUGUGUACAAAUAAUACAUCUCUUG